CAAUACUUCUAGAAGUGAUGAGUUGUUUGUUAGGAAAUUCAGUUUUAAAGGGCAGAAUUUAAAAAAAAAAGAAUGCUUUGUAGGACGGACUAUACAACAAGACAAUCAUAUUUAAAUACAUUUUCAUACAAAUAGAAAUGAAAGGGAAACUACUCUAAAUGACAUUUUCUUAAGAUGGCUGCUGUUUUUAAUAGCAAAUGUACUAUCUCGAACAGGGUUGAUACAAAUUAAUUUCAGGUUAUUUAAAUUGACUUAACCAUCAAUGUUUAUUUAUAAGAAGCAGCAUGGGAGAGGCAACUGCUGAUUUAGAUUUACAGUCUGAUGAGUUUAAAGAAUUUUCAAAUUCUGAAGAUGUGAAGCCACUUCUAUCUACAGAAUUUUCAUCUUCUUCUGACAUAAAAACAGAAUUAUCAUUUUUAACUUUCCGUGAUAUCAAACCAAACAUGACAUUUAUUAAUUCACAGGAUUAUAAAACCGUUGUUACGCCAGAUUUUUCAUCUUCUGCAGACACAAAGUCAGAAUGUACAAAAUUUUCCUCUUUUGAUGAUGUAAAACACCAUAUGACAUUUCUAACUUCUCAAGAUAAAACAACAGGAUUUUUAAUUUUUAAAGAUAUGGAACCUGCUGUAUCAGCAGUAUGUACAAAAUCUGAAGAUUUAAAACCAGAAUUAGCAAUUUUAUCAACUAGUGAAGAUAUAAAACCAGAAUUAGAAACUUUAUCAACCAUCACAGAAUUAGAAAUUUUAUCAACUACUGAAGAUAUAAAACCAGAAUUAGAAAAUAUAUCAACUAGUGAAGAUCUAAAACGAGAAUUAGAAACUUUAUCAACUAGCGAAGAUAUAAUCCCAGAAUUAGAAACUUUAUCAACCAACAAAGAUAUAAAACCAGAUUUAUGGACAAAAUUUUUAGAUUCUGAGGACAAACAACAAAAUGGACUUGAAGAAAAGCUAAAACUCUCUGAAGAUGAAACAUAUCUGUCUGUUGAUCCUCAUGAUCAUCAUGAACAGUUUUUUCAAAGAUCUAACUUGAAUAAACAAGCUCAAGUAGGGGAGAAGCCACUUAAAUGUGAUGCUUGCAAAAAAACAUUUUCAGAUAGUUCUAGGUUAAGUAAACAUAAAAAAAUUCAUUCUGGAGAUAAGCCAUAUGAAUGUGAUGUUUGUCAUAAAAAGUUAUCUAAUAGUUCUGCUCUAAGCAGACACAAAAAAAUACAUUUACUAGUUAGACAGUAUGAAUGUGAUGUUUGUCACAAAAGGUUUUCAAGGAAUUCUGGUUUAGUGGAACACAAAAAAAACUCAUUCAGGAGAUAAACCUCAUGAAUGUGAUGUUUGUCAUAAAAAGUUUUCUCAGAGUUCUAGUUUAUAUGCACACAGAACAGUUCAUUCAGGAGAUAAACCAUUUGAAUGUGAUGUUUGUCAAAAAAAUUUUUCUCGGAGUUCUAGUUUAUAUACACACAAAAGCGUUCAUUCAGAAGAUAAACCAUUUGAAUGUGAUGUUUGUCAUAAAAAGUUUUCAUAUAGUUCUAAUUUAUAUGCACACAAACAAGUUCAUUCAGAAGAUAAACCAUUUGAAUGUGAUGUUUGUCAUAAAAAGUUUUCUCGGAGUUAUAAUUUAUAUACACACAAAAGAGUUCAUUCAGGAGAUAAAACAUUUGAAUGUGAUGUUUGUCUAAAAAAGUUUUCUCAGAAUUCUAGUUUAUAUACACACAAAAGAGUUCAUUCAGAAAAUAAACCAUUUGAAUGUGAUGUUUGUCAUAAAAAGUUUUCAUAUUGUGCUAAUUUAAGGAAACAUAGAAAAGUUCAUACUGGAGAUAAGCCAGAUGAAUGUGAUGAUUGCCAUACAUAUGUUUCUAGAAAAAAUAAAACAGUUCAUACUGGAGAUAAGCCAGAUGAAUGUGACGAUUGCCAUAAAUAUGUUUCUAAAAUAAAGCGGCUCCCGACAUAUUGGCUCCCUAUAUAAGUGCUCAAGACAAAUGGGCUCCCGACAAAAGCGGCUCACGACAUAUUGGCUACCGACAAAUGGGCUCCCGGCAAUUGGGCUCCCGACAUAUUGGCUCCAGACCAAUGAAUGGCAUGACCACUAUUGGCAUAAAAGUAACGAUUUUGUCCUACCUCCAAUACCACUAUAUACUCUUUUAAAUGCCCGAAUUAAAUUGUUUUUCAUGAACCAACAUUAAUUCACAAACAAAGUGAGCCCUUAACAGCUAAAUUUCACCAAUUCUAAAGUUUUGAUAAUGUUUAAUUUACAACAGAAAAGAUCUGUUGCUUAAAA
Physella acuta is the source of this 2268-nucleotide messenger RNA. RefSeq names its product zinc finger and SCAN domain-containing protein 31. Gene Ontology annotation, cellular component: nucleus. Gene Ontology annotation, molecular function: RNA polymerase II cis-regulatory region sequence-specific DNA binding; DNA-binding transcription factor activity, RNA polymerase II-specific. The record is from RefSeq and is a predicted model, not a curated record. Gene Ontology annotation, biological process: regulation of transcription by RNA polymerase II. NCBI's taxonomy places the organism in Eukaryota, Metazoa, Mollusca, Gastropoda, Physidae.